Messenger RNA from Megalobrama amblycephala (Wuchang bream), 2930 nucleotides. RefSeq names its product opsin 7, group member d (gene opn7d). The transcript has 7 exons. Bases 991 to 2202 code for a protein of 403 amino acids. NCBI's taxonomy places the organism in Eukaryota, Metazoa, Chordata, Actinopteri, Cypriniformes, Xenocyprididae. Gene Ontology annotation, biological process: G protein-coupled receptor signaling pathway; visual perception. Gene Ontology annotation, molecular function: G protein-coupled receptor activity. The record is from RefSeq and is a predicted model, not a curated record. Gene Ontology annotation, cellular component: membrane.
ACCCCCAACAUAUAGAAUAGAAUAGAAUAGAAUAGAAUAGAAUAGAAUAGAAUAGAAUAGAAUAGAAUAGACUGUCCUAUUUCUGUGAAAUUUGGCAACAUGUAACAUAUAAUACAUACCAUAAUAUUCAAUAAACAAAAUAAUGCAACAAUCCAAAAAACCUACCUCUUUUAAAAACCUACUAUAUACCAAUAUAAAAUCUCAGUUUUGGAAUUCUCUAUUCAAUAAUUUAACCACAAAAUAAUUUUUAUGAUGAUGUAAUUUACACAUCUACAAUAUAUUUAUAUAUGGAAUAUGUUCAUAUGUUUAUAUCCCAUACUCAUGUUAAACAUAGUGUGGCAGCAAAGAAGAUUUGUGCUAACUACAGGGAAAGUGUCUCUAAACCCAGUAGAAAGAGAGUGAAUCAGAGAGACAGGAGCGAAAGGAGACACAUACGAAAGCAGAAUGGUAGAAAAAAGGGGGUGGACCCGGUUGAGAGAAAUGUAUGAUAUAUCUAGGAUGAAAGAUACAGAGGGGGAGGGAAAACAGUGAGCGAGAGAGUAAGAUUGAAAGUGAGAGAGAACAUGCUGUUAGGUAUAGACAACAAGGCUCAGUGUCAGUUUCUUGCCAUGCUUGGACUGUCAACGUUCUGGACUGAGCCACUCUUCAUACCAUACAGGAAAAGCAUUUGAGAGAGAGAGUGUGUGUGUGUGUGUGUUUGUGUGUGCAGCCUGAAUCACAUCUCUGCAACUGUCUGUCCGAACUGUCCUUACUCCUGUGUGGAUGUGUGUGUGUGUGUGUGAGUGUGGACACACAUUUCUCCAUCAGUGUGUCUGUAUGCGUGUCAGACGCUGGCUUGCUCUGCGCAGAGUCUCUCCGAGCUCCAGUCUAGCACUCUUUCUGCCUCAGUCUGAGGACCGACACAUCUUCUGCCCUCUCGCUGCUGCUUUGCCCUGGAUCACCUUUGGCCUCCAUGAGUGCAACUGAGGAAAUCCAGCCUCUCCCUGGAAGAUGGGAAAUACCUCGGAAACUACUCUUUUUGUUUCCAAAAUCCCAAAGGAACACGAUGUCUUCAUGGGUUCCUUAUACACAACUUUUUGUAUUCUGUCGCUUUUGGGAAAUGGCAUCCUGCUCCUUGUUGCGUAUCGUAAGAGAUCGUCUCUGAAGCCCGCAGAGUUCUUCAUAAUAAAUUUAUCUAUCAGUGACCUUGGAAUGACAGUUACACUCUUUCCCUUGGCGAUUCCAUCAGCGUUUGCUCACAAGUGGUUGUUUGGAGAGCUGACAUGUUUAUGCUAUGCUGUAUGUGGCGUCCUCUUCGGCUUAUCCAGCCUGACAAAUCUCACUGCUCUGUCGUCCGUCUGCUGCCUCAAAGUCUGCUUCCCGAACUACGGAAACAAAUUCUCCUACUCUCAUGCCUGUCUGAUGAUUGUGGGGGUGUGGUGCUAUGCCAUGGUGUUUGCUAUAGGUCCCUUGGCAAAUUGGGGUCAAUAUGGCCCUGAGCCCUAUGGGACAGCAUGCUGCAUAGACUGGUAUGCACCAGGCGAGGACGCUCUGUCCAUGUCCUAUAUUAUCUGCCUGUUCCUCUUCUGCUACGCCCUGCCUCUUACCGUCAUCCUACUCUCCUACAUCCUGAUCCUCAUCACCGUACGAGGGUCACGGCAGGCAGUACAGCAACACGUGUCACCACAGACCAAGACGACAAAUGCACACAUCCUCAUUGUGAAGCUCUCUGUGGCGGUAUGCAUUGGUUUUCUGACCGCGUGGAGCCCUUAUGCUGUUGUGGCAAUGUGGGCUGCAUUUGGAGAUUCCAAUAAUGUCCCACCCAUAGCCUUUGCUUUGGCAGCUAUCUUUGCAAAAUCCUCCACCAUCUACAACCCUGUGGUGUACCUGGUAUUUAAGCCCAACUUUCGUAAAUCUCUGAGCAGGGACACAGCUCAGAUUCGCAGACGAAUUUGUUCCAGUCCAUGUAAAGGAAGCCCUGUGCCUGGAGAGAAGGAUCUUCAUCGGCAAACAUCUAUACGCUGCAACAAGGAUGCUAGCAACUCCACUCGACUCUCCAAUGGCCUGGCAGACAGCCACGGGGCUUGUCUUCAUUGCACCGAGGCGGACCCUCGUUGUCAACAAACCACACCUCAAAUAACUGCCUGUGUGCUGAUCGGUACAUCCUACAGCGAGGUGACUGUGAGUCAGAUGCCGGAGAAGAUGCAAGCUGACCUUCUGUGAAGGCCCUGUAGGCUCUUCUCAUGCCAGCAUGAGGAUGAAUGCGAAGAAUAGAUGGAUGGGCACCCUCAAAAUGAAAGUUCUGGCCACUAGAGAUAAGUUUGUCAGACAAGCUGUGGUCAGAAAACACUUCUGAUACUGAUGUCAUGUAUUAGAACUGCAAAACAAUUGACCAUGCUCUAAGUCCUGCCUUAAAAAGGUUACUGACCAAUCCUACCGUAGCAACUGCUGGUGUCUGCCAUUUUAAAAGACUAGCUUGAGCUCUUUCACUGAAAAUCUGUUCACAGAAAUCUGCAAUUCAUUCACUGUAAAAAAAAUAAAAAUAAAAAAAAUAAAAAAAAAGAAGCAAAGCAUUUUUUAGUUUUCUCAAGUUCCGUAGAUAGCUGUGCCAACUAAUUUUUGAAAAGUAGACUCAAACUUCUAUUUUAAGUUAUAUCAACCUGUCUCAGAAAGUACAUCUAAAUAGUAAAUAUUAAGAUUUUUUUUUUUUGUUUUUUCCUAUGGAACAUUUGAACUGUUUUCAUACGCAGUUGACAUGCUUCUGUGUUUACAUCCGAACUCCGGCUCAUUAUUGGCCAGCUCCUGCGUCAGCAUCACACGCAUGUGUCUGCUCACGUGUGCAGCUUUGGCCAAUAAUGAGCCGGCGUUUGGUCAUAAACAUGGAAGACUGCACUGCAUUCACUACAUCGACUCCGUAUGACAACAGUUCAAAUUGUUAUUAAUUGUAGAGU